UACAGCUUUAUACUAGCAAGCAGAGGAUUCAGGAAGCACGGGCAGGAUCAAGGCCAACUACUUACUGAAGACGUCUUAUUAAGAGCAUCUCUACCGUCGAUCAUCCGGCGAGAAUGGUUGCGGCAAAGUCGGCCGAGCUGAGGGCGCUCUUCUUGUCACUGGACCGGGACGCAGACGGCAGGAUCUCUCCGGCGGAGCUGCAGGGGUGCAUGCGCGCGACGCUGGGCGAGGACGUGCCGGCGGAGGAGGCCGAGGCGCUGGUGGCGUCGGUGGACGCGGACGGUGACGGGCUGCUAAGCGAGUCCGAGUUCCUCGAGCUGGCGCAGCAGGCGGACGCGGGGGAGGAGGACGGCGAGCGGAGGAUAUGGGCGCUGAGGGAGGCGUUCGGGAUGUACGAGAUGGAAGGGCUGGGGUGCAUCACGCCGGCUAGCCUGGCGCGGAUGCUCGGCAGGCUCGGCGCCGAGCGCGGCGCCGGCGAGUGCCGCGCCAUGAUCUGCCGGUUCGACCUCAACGGUGACGGCAUGCUCAGCUUCGACGAGUUCAAGAUCAUGAUGAGCUAGGGACUUCGCGUCUGGAGCCAAGCAUAUACUCCUAGUUUGGUCUUGCAUUUAGCUCCUUCGGUCUUCGUUCAUUCAUUCAUUCGAUUGUUAUACAGUACCGUACUAGUACUACAAUAUUAUUUUUGAUAGGUAAUACUCCCUCCUUACAAGCCCGGCAUAUGUAUAUAGGUCAUAAAUUUGAUCAA
Molecule: messenger RNA, 745 nt
Organism: Hordeum vulgare subsp. vulgare (domesticated barley)
Lineage: Eukaryota; Viridiplantae; Streptophyta; Magnoliopsida; Poales; Poaceae
Product: probable calcium-binding protein CML31
Exons: 1
Coding region: 114-560 (148 amino acids)
Molecular function (GO): calcium ion binding
Source: RefSeq, a predicted model, not a curated record